CAUCACUAAAGCCUGUCCGGCGGAAGUUAUUAUCCGGGUUUCAACACAAAAACAAUGGCGGGCGGUGUCGGCAAACACAAGAUGCUGAAUGUGGGGCCUACAGAGCCCUGGUCCGUCAGGGAGAAAUUAUGCCUGGCUUCAUCUGUUAUGAGGAGUGGAGACCAAAACUGGGUGUCUGUAAGCAGAGCCAUCAAGCCUUUCUCCGAGCCCGGUCGGCCCCCUGACUGGUUCUCUCAGAAGCAUUGUGCCUCACAAUAUUCGGAACUGCUCGAAGCUACAGAAGCACCCAAGCGUAAGCGCGGUGAGAAGGGGGAGGUGGUGGAGACCAUAGAAGAUGUCAUUGUUCGUAGGUUAACGACUGAGAGGAUAGAGGAGCUGAAAAAACUGCUGCGAGACACACAGGAGCGGUACAGGAAACUGAAGAAGGAGGUGGAUCUGAUACAGACGGGUCACAUGGAUGCCCAGCUGAAGGAUCUGUGGACAGAGAUCACGCUAAAGAAGAAACAAGACGAGGAGGAGGCAGAGCAGAAGAGGAAAGCCACAGAAAUGGCGUACCAAGCCCGUCAGGCAAUGAAAAACACACCAAAGCGACUUCCCAGCGUCACCGUUCGUUCUCCUCUGGGGACCAGCCCCCCAAACGUGGACUCUCAGGCUGACUCCUCAGUCUCUACACCACCCAUGGAAACAGGAGGCGUGGCCUCUGAUGACACCUCCACCCACUCAGUAGUCGGAGUGUUUCUACCAGCAGCAGACCCUCCGGGAUCAGGACCCAAGGAUGGAGGCUUGGCGGCUCUUGUAGAUGACUCGCCACAGAAGAGACUCCUUACCCAGAAAGCCACGCCACCACCUUCACCUCUUCUAUCAGAGCUGCUUAAGAAGGGAAACCUCAUCUCAGCCAGCCCCCGCCUGGUUGCAGAGGGGGACGCCACUGGAAACCUAACAAACGGUGUUCAGACUGCCACAGCAGCUGCUACCUUAGCACCUGCUCAUGAGAUCAUUACAGAGAGUGAUGCAGAAGCUGUGGUGAAGGCAGAGCUCGGUGAGGAGACGGGGUUAGUCGAGGACGACCUUGUAGCGGUGUCUUACAUGGGAGACGAGCUGGACCUGGAGACUGUGGGGGACAUCAUUGCCAUCAUAGAGGAGAAGGUGGAUGACUCUGUGGAGGCCUUAGAUGCAGCUGCUGUGGAGGCCGCGCUCUCUCUGUGUGAGGAAGCUGUUUCAGAAGGCCACACCCUUCCUGGCCCCUGGGAAACCCAGGAACUGAAGCCAUCAGAGCCCAUUCCCACAGUACAGGACUCAAGUUCCACACAGGAACCUCAGGAUGUGGCCCCAGUGUCGGCCCCAACCCCUGGCGGCCUGGAGACACAGAAUCAGCCAGACGUUAAAAGAGAAGAACAGUUUAAGGGAAGCUGCAGCAGGUCUGAGGUGGUGGGAAGCAACAUCACUCACGACAAUGGUGCAACAGAAAGUGAUGUUAGAGAGGAGGGUACCGCUGCGAAGGAGGCCCCAGAAGUUACAGUGAAGAGUGAAGGCGAAGAGUGGAGCCAGCCUGAACCCAACCCACCCUGCCUAGACUCUGAAGACAGCUCUGUGUCCGGGAAAGAGUCCAAGGAAGUGAAAGAAGAGGAGGCAGGGAGUGAGGGGGACCCAGAGGAAGGGAUGGAACUGAAAGAGGACUGUGGGGAGGGGGAGGGUCCUUAUCUGUCAGAGGUGGAGCGGGCAGCUAGCGAGAGCGAGGAUGGCUACGGUCCGCCUUCCCAGCGCUACACUGCUGAUUCACUGGCCAGCAGCCCAGCCUCUUCCUCCCAGCUCUCCACAUGUGGAGAGGACCAGGAGGCGGUCCAGGCACAGAAGAUCUGGAAGAAGGCCAUCAUGCUAGUUUGGAGAGCUGCAGCCAAUCACAGGUAUGCCAGUGUUUUCUUGCAGCCUGUGUCAGAUGACAUCGCCCCUGGUUACCACAGCAUUGUGCACAGACCGAUGGACCUGUCCGCCAUAAAGAAGAACAUCGAGUCCGGCGUGAUCCGCACAACAGCAGAGUUCCAGCGUGACAUCAUGCUGAUGUUUCAGAACGCCGUCAUGUACAACUCAUCGGACCAUGACGUGUACCACAUGGCUCUGGAGAUGCAGCGCGACGUCCUGGAGCACGUCCAGCAGUUCCUGGCCACCCAGCUCAUCAUGCAGACGUCAGAGAGCGCAAUCUCUGCCAAGAGCCUUCGUGGCAGGGAGGGAAACCGUAAGCCAGGAGAGCCGGCGGAGAAGGACAGUGUCCCAAUGGCCUCUCCUGCUUUCCUUCUCUCUCUCUUUGAUGGAGGCACCAGAGGCCGGCGCAGCGCCAUGGAGGCUGACCUCAAAAUGAAGAAGUAGAAUUUUUUUUUGAGAACACGACACUUAAAAGACACAAAGACCCUCCUGGUUAUGAUGGAAGUUGGAGCUCAUUAUUUUACUGGUUGCGUUUGAUGUUAUCUGGAGACGUGAACUCUCUGUGUGCCUAGUGUGUGUGUGUGUGUGUGUGUGUGUGUGUGUGUGUGUGUGUGUGUGUGUGUGUGUGUGUGCACACUUCAUCUUCUGUACUUGGGCUUUAGACAGGAAUAUAUGUGGGCUCCACAGUUGCCUCUUUUCUGCUCAUAUGGUUAAUGUACAACGCCACAGGGUUUUACUCCAGGACAUAAAACUUCAGUGCUCCACUUUCCCAAAGUGUCAUUAAACCAGCAGCGUUUAUCAUUUCCCCUGCUGAGACAGGACGAGAAAACUUUAUGAAAAGAGGACAUUUUUCACCAGCAAAAGUUUGUUUUGGAACAGACGAUAAAAAGCAGGAUGACUUCUGCUUGUCAGCGUUGAUGUUGAAGAGUGUAUUGUUCCUAUAAAACUGUCUGUUUAGUGUAUCUGCAUCAAACUCUGCCCAGAUGAUGGAAGCGCCAUAAAACACGAAAUGAGAGCUAAUCUGUUUUCUAAUUAAUACACCAGAUUUCCUUUUUAAUUUUAAUUUCUUUGCUUUUUCCAAAGCAUGAAGCUUUAGAUGGUCUCAUAGCCUGAGCUCGGACAUGAAAGUUGGAGAUCUUAAACCGUCUUUUUCAUGAAUGUGGAGCUGCUGUGCAAGUCUGGAAAGCCAUGAAAGCUCAAUGGUCCUGAGGAGCAGUUGUGUGACUGCAUAACCUUGGAUUUGUUUUUAAUUUUGAAACUGAGGCCUGCAGCUGCCAAGAAAACCAAACCAACGUGGGACGUACCGAGGAAUACGGAAAUGAUGGUCAUGUUUAAUACCGGUGUCAUUUAAUGGGCUAAAAAUUGGGCAGAGUUUGGUUUCACCCCCACUUGUCACUUAGGAUGUAGCCUGUGUGUGUGUGUGUGUGUGUGCGUGUGCGUGUGUGCCGUGGCAUAAAGAAAAUCUGUUGUCUUAGAUGGGAGUACACAUUGUUUUGUACCUGAGAAGGAUCCUACAGUAGUCUGGGGGUAUGGUGUAUCAUGUUUUCUUGCUGUACAUUUGUUAAAUAAAGAUUUGAUGCAAAAUGUAAAAAA
Molecule: messenger RNA, 3513 nt
Organism: Melanotaenia boesemani (Boeseman's rainbowfish)
Lineage: Eukaryota; Metazoa; Chordata; Actinopteri; Atheriniformes; Melanotaeniidae
Gene: brd8b
Product: bromodomain containing 8b
Exons: 19
Coding region: 55-2364 (769 amino acids)
Cellular component (GO): NuA4 histone acetyltransferase complex
Molecular function (GO): protein binding
Source: RefSeq, a predicted model, not a curated record